Molecule: messenger RNA, 14684 nt
Organism: Peromyscus maniculatus bairdii (prairie deer mouse)
Lineage: Eukaryota; Metazoa; Chordata; Mammalia; Rodentia; Cricetidae
Gene: Pura
Product: purine rich element binding protein A
Biological process (GO): regulation of transcription by RNA polymerase II
Cellular component (GO): nucleus
Molecular function (GO): RNA polymerase II transcription regulatory region sequence-specific DNA binding; purine-rich negative regulatory element binding; DNA-binding transcription factor activity, RNA polymerase II-specific
Source: RefSeq, a predicted model, not a curated record
GAGGGAGAGGGGAGGGACGGGCUAGGUGUCUGCUGCUCCGCGCCACUGCUGCCGGCGCCCGGUCCUCGUCCCCAGCAGCCCCCUCUGCAGCUAAGGGUUUACCACCGCAGCACCUCGUUUUCCUCGCCUGCCUCUUCAGCCACAGCUCUGCGAUCUCGCGAGAGUGGCUGACUGGCUGUGGGGGUUGCGGCGGCAGCAGGCGGAGCCGGGGAGGGAAAGCAGCGGCGGCUGAGGCGACUGAGGCGGCGGGCGGAGCGGCAGGCGGCGGCGCGGCGGCGGAGCGCAGCAUCAUGGCGGACCGAGACAGCGGCAGCGAGCAGGGUGGUGCGGCGCUGGGCUCGGGCGGCUCCCUAGGGCACCCGGGCUCGGGCUCAGGCUCCGGCGGGGGCGGUGGUGGCGGCGGGGGCGGCGGCGGCAGUGGCGGCGGCGGCGGGGCCCCGGGGGGGCUGCAGCACGAGACGCAGGAGCUGGCCUCCAAGCGGGUGGACAUCCAGAACAAGCGCUUCUACCUGGACGUGAAGCAGAACGCCAAGGGCCGCUUCCUCAAGAUCGCAGAGGUGGGCGCUGGCGGCAACAAGAGCCGCCUCACCCUCUCCAUGUCUGUGGCCGUGGAGUUCCGCGACUACCUGGGCGACUUCAUCGAGCACUACGCGCAGCUGGGCCCCAGCCAGCCGCCCGACCUGGCCCAGGCACAGGACGAACCACGCCGGGCGCUCAAGAGCGAGUUCCUGGUGCGCGAAAACCGCAAGUACUACAUGGAUCUCAAGGAGAACCAGCGCGGCCGCUUCCUGCGCAUCCGCCAGACAGUCAACCGGGGGCCCGGCCUGGGCUCCACGCAGGGCCAGACCAUCGCGCUGCCCGCACAGGGGCUCAUCGAGUUCCGUGACGCUCUGGCCAAGCUCAUCGACGACUAUGGAGUGGAGGAGGAGCCGGCCGAGCUGCCCGAGGGCACCUCCUUGACUGUGGACAACAAGCGCUUCUUCUUCGAUGUGGGCUCCAACAAGUACGGCGUGUUUAUGCGAGUCAGCGAGGUGAAGCCCACCUACCGCAACUCCAUCACCGUGCCCUACAAGGUGUGGGCCAAGUUCGGACACACCUUCUGCAAGUACUCCGAGGAGAUGAAGAAGAUUCAAGAGAAGCAGAGGGAGAAGCGGGCCGCUUGUGAGCAGCUCCACCAGCAGCAGCAGCAGCAGCAGGAGGAGACCACCGCUGCCACCCUGCUACUGCAGGGUGAGGAAGAAGGGGAAGAAGAUUGAUCAAACUGAAUGAAACACACACACACACACACACAGACACACACACAGACACACACACGCGCGCAUUCACGUACGUGUGUACACACACACACACACACACACACAACCACACACAGAGAGAAAUAUACUGUAAAGAGAGAAAAUAAAAAGUUAAAAAGUUAAAAAAAAAAAAAACUUAAACUCCAAGGGAGCACCACCCACAGAACCUCCACCAACUGACAGUUUCUCUUCUUGACUUGCCACCCAUCGCUGGAUGUUGUCCACUUUAUCCACCAUGUAAAACAGUAAGCAGCUGCUAAAAACAAAAAACAAAAAAAUAUACAAAAAGUAAUAACAUUAUAUGAACUGUGUUUCCUACUUGAUUAAAAAAUAUAAAGAACUGAGUGUUUAUUUCCCUAAUUAACCAAGAACUUUUGUACACGUUUAAGCUAUUAUUAUUAAAAGUGUUUGCAAAAUGGUCAAGAUUAUAAUAUUGCUGAAUUAUAUAAAAAGUCCUUUUCAUGUUGAGCUAACAUUUGACUUUAGCACAAAAAAAAAAAGAGAUAUUUUAGAACACGUAAAAUAAUAUUUUUAGUUUUUCUCAUUUUGUUACCAAAUUUCAAACCUUACAUGGAGGUUAUUAUAGUAUAUUUGACAUCCUAUAUACCUGUGAUUAGAGAUGUGUAUAUAUAUGAGGGCUAGGCAUGCUGUGUGUCUGAGCUUUGUCUAAAUGUUAUGCAGAAGUUUGUAGAGUUCAAGGUACGUAGGUUUAAUUCAUGCAAGGUAAACAAUAAGUGCUCUCUUUUAUACAAUAUGCAUUGCAUCUGGACCUUAAACAUAUAAAAAAUGGUCAGUGAAACUUCUGUGAACAUGAAGAAAUUAUUAAAAAAGGCAUUUAAAUGAAAUUUGCUAAGUUGUGAUUUUUAUGGUUGGAACCAAAGUUAUUCAAAUAGUAAAAGAAGAAAGAGAAAGAAAAAGGAAAUUUCCCAUAAUAUUUUUCUGCAUCUGUUUGCUUUGACUGAGUAGGUGUUUUGUUAUUAUUGUGUAUAUGAGAUGUACUUGUAUUGUUCAUAAUAUAUAUUUUUUAUUAUGUGUAGAAAGAUUUUAAAAACCUAACUAACGUGCAGCAAUUUCCAGUGAACCUGUACUUGGAUAUCAGGUAGUGAGUCUAUUUGUGGUCACUAGCACUGUCUCCUAAACUUGUAAUAGGUCUGAAGCUAUCCUUUGAUUUUUGCCAGUGCUAUUAACUUAUGUAGACCUGUUUGAAAGCAAAGCAACACCAUUAUAGUUAUCCUACUGAGCCAUGGAUUCUGAGUUUCAUUUCAAAGUGAAAGCCAAGUUGGUGUAUGUAAAGGAUUUCCAUGUAGCUGUGGUGCUAGUUAUUACUGGCUACAUUAUAUGUAAGUGUAUUUGUGUUCCCCAAGUGUACAAGCCUUCUGUCACAAGUAUGUUCUCUUAUUAUCACUCAUAUUCAAAGUGUAGGUAUGAAGAUGCAGGCUUAGGAGAGCGCUUUACCAAGCGGUGUCCUCCACGGAAAUUGUUUGUAACGACAGUCUUUUACAGGUUUUCAGUUAGAGAUGUUCGUGUGCUUUUAAUUGACAACUAACUUCUUGCUGCUGUAUAGUAAAAUAUUAAUAUAUUUUUUAUCAUUAAACUGCUGCAUGACUAUCAUCUUUGAGUGAAGAGAAAAUGUUAUAAAAAAGAUGCCUUAAAUACAGUACAUUUUGGUUUGGAAUUCUGUAGAAAGUAUUUUGGUAAAAAAAGAAAAAAGAAAAAAAGAGGAUCUUGGAUCUUGUCUUGACAGAGAGAGUUCUGGACAUGCAAUUGUUUCUUGGCAAAUCCAGCCAUCUAGAUCUACCUGCUGUAUGUAGAAGAAACCACCUGUAGGACUGGGAAGGUGUCAGUACCUUUCCCAUUGGAAAGCAUCCGCCUAGGAAGGCAGAACAGUUGUCUUUUUUGAAGGAUUUUUUUUUUUUUCCCUGCUGGCUCUUUAGGUUUUGAUUUGAUAUUUUUAAGCUUUCUGGUUGUGUUGUCUUUGUUUUUGAGAUCUACUGUAUGUGUUGAAUAACAAGCUAUUUUCAUUGUACUGUGCAUUUUCCCAUUGUUUGCUUUUCAUAUUCAUACAAUGUUAAAUAUGAGGUGACCGUACAAUAGUUAGGAGUUUCUUUACUUACAAAAUCACUGGAAAUUAUUAAAUUGCUUUCCCCUCCCCCCAAGGUGCAUUUUUUAUUAUUUUCAUAUAGUAAAGUUGAGCUUUUACAGUGCAUAAUGUGACAUUUGGAAUGCUUAUCAACUGCAUGUAAACAUUAAUAACCUGCACUUUUUGUCUUAAGGUUUGUUGAGCUGUUUUGUUCACUGUACUUUAACUGUGAUAUGGAAAAGAUUGCAUUCUCUGUGCUGUUUCUAAUUAGGAAAGAGAAUUGCUUUGAUUUUGUCUCUUGUUUACUAUAGCUUCUUAAAGUUAAGCCUUGUGCUACGAGUUGUUGGAGUACUCCUAGAUCAGUGUUUCGUAGUAGCCAGCAGUCAGUAGUGCAAGUCAACAAACACAGCAAACUUAGGCAAAGUGUCCUUUCUUUGAGAUGCAAGUUCUUUCAUAAGGUUUGCUUUAGGGUCAGCUGCCUAAAGUGAAACCUUUCUUCCUAUAGACUUCAGAUUCUGCUUGGAAUCCUACUGGAUUGAGAAGCACAUGUACUGUGCUGUUGUCUUUACACUAUGACAGUUAAACACAAUCUUACUAGGACUUUGAAUCCAUUGUCUGAUUUAUGAUCAGUGGGUUUAAAAAGAAAUCCACAUGCAGAUCUUUUAAGACUUAAAAAGUGGUCAUAGAGAAAACUGAGUGACUGUAAAGAUGCUCUUUUUGUUUAAAGCAUCUCACUUUCUCUCCCCAUUGACCUCCGACCUCCCCUUCUCCUAUUUCAUCCUUCCCCUACAUUUCCCCUCCCAGGUGCUCGGUACUACACCAAGGUUCUAUAUUUCAGUGUAUUAUGUUAGAGUCUCUUCUUGUUUUUAUUUUACUAGUAGGUAGCCCAGUUUGUGCUGAAAAAAAAGUGGGGGGGUAUAUUUGACCAUAUGUGUUAUUCAUAGAAGACAGUAUGAUCAAAUGUGCCAAAAACAAGCAAACAGAACUUAAUUCAUGACAAGUAUGCCUUAUUUUUAUUGAUCUGCUUUGUCUUACAAUUAAGGUCCAAGAGCUUGGUUAAACUAUGUUAUUUGCCUAAGUAAAAAAAAAGAAAACUUGAAAUGCAUUGAGAUAUUGAUGUUCUUUAAAAUGAGAGACACUGUCAAGUAAUUUGAUCCAGAGAUCAGCCACCAGAUUUGAAGAGUGCCUGUGUGUGUGUGUGUGUGUGUGUGUGUGUGUGUGUGUGUGUGUGUGUUGGUUGGUGGUGGUGGUGAUGGUGGUAGUGGUAGUGGUGAUGGUAUUUGUGGGUUUUUCUCCCCUUAAAUCACCAAAUCUUAUUUUUAAAGCUACCUUUUAUUUGUGCCUCCUAUUUAUCAUGCAGAUGUUAGAAGCAGCAGUCAUCCAGCCACAGAGGGAGCUAAAGUUAACUAACCAGAACUCUAGAAAUCAUCAUACAUGCCUUUGACAACAAAGGAAGUUCAUAAGAAAGCCAUGUUGGCUUUUCCUCUACUAGACACACAUUGGAGGUAGAUGAACAUUUGCCAAAUGAGAAAAAAAGACAAAUUCAGGAAAGACAAACUGUUUUCCAGCUUCUCAAAAGCCAUGGAAAGUAGAAACCAAAACCAAUGGGAAAUUUAAAAAACCUUGAAAGUCUCACUUUCUAGUCCCAUGCAGGGGUUAAAAUUUGACUCAAAAUGGAAAGUCUUAUCAAUUUUUGUUUUUAGACCUUUGCAUCUAAAGAUGGAUAACUAUUUGUUUGAUUUUUUUUUUUCAGGUAAUAGAGAAAGCUGCUAGUGAUUUUAACCCCUGCUGAAAGGAGACAGAUAAUUUCAUUUGGGAGCAAAUACUUAUUGCCUUGAGAAACAGCACUAUAAUAGUCUAUGUUCAUUAGUCGUAGAAUAACCUUUAUCCCUUUCAAGCUAUGCAAAUUAUUAAAUAAGUGUAAAUUAGAAUUCAAUUAAAGAGUUGAUUAUAUUGCAAUCAGAUGGCAUUCACAAACUUAACUGAAGCAUAUACAAAUAAAAUCUAAUAAUUUAAGAGUUUUUUUUUUUUAAUGCUGACAUAAAUAUAAUUUAGCUACCUGAUGCUGAAUACUAUUAACAUUGUAUGAUAGGUCUGGGAAGACUGCCUCCUUUUUUUGAAGAGAGAGAUUAAGAAUUUUUAUAAUUGUUUUUCAUCAAAUUUUAAUAUUUUUGUCAAGUUUUUAGGUAUUUAAUUUGUAAAACAGUUUGCUUUGUACUGGCAUACAGAUAUUAGGGUAUUGAUUUUAAACUUUUUGAAGCCAAGUGAUCAAGUACAUUUGUAAUAAAAAUCAAUGGAUCUCUAUCAGUUGUACUCACUGUUUUCAUUUCUUGUUAUUACCAAUGUAGGAAUUUGUACCUUUUGCUGCAUGAGAAUGGAGCUAAAUUUGGGUGGAAGGGGGUGGGAAAGAUAAAUCUGUUGAGAAUAAAUAACCUGGGUGGAUUUGGUGGCCCAAGCACUUCAGAGCAUAGUAAGAUUUAGUGUAUUAGAAAAGAUGUAAAAUCAUCAUCUUCUUCUUCCUGGUUUUUUUAAAUGGAACUUAAUGUUUGGAGAAGUUAUCUCCGUUUUGUUUUUGCGCUUUAAAAUCUUGUGUUUUGGCAAUGUUGAAACUUUUUAAACACAUUUUUCUCUCAUGACAUUUUGGGAUAUUCGGCCAGCCAUGGUGACCCCACCAUGGGCAUGGAAUUAUUUUUGUCUUUACAUGGCUUACCCUCUCUUCUCCAGUAUUUUCAUUAGUUUUUUUUUUUUCCCUCGUGUUAUACACUCAUAUUUCCAGAUGAUUUUAGAAUGGGCUUCCUGAAUUUACUUGGGUAGCUUUCAUAACUCCAGUUUUUUUAAAUACAUAAGUGUACUUUUAGUAUUUUAUUCCCCAUAAAAACAGAUAGGAAAUAAUUUUUCUCCUUUUUUGUUGUUUCUUGGAUAUCAGGAUAAGAUUUUGUUUAUUAUGUGAAAGAAAGCUAAGACAAAGGCAUCUUGAGCACUUUAGAUUUGAAACAGUGGGUGAUUACAGAGUGUAACAUUCAUGGUUGUUAUCUCUAAAUCUGAAUAUCAGUAAUUCAGAGAGAGCUCAUGUUUUGUCAUGAGAAUAAACUAAGGGAGAGAUCUUUUUAAUUGCUUAAGCAAAUUUACCAGUUUUAUAAGUUUGUUUUAAACUUUUAUCAAAUUUCAAAACAUUGUUGAAACAUUGUAAGCCAAAUUUAGGCCAUUCAUAGUAACGUACUCUAUUAAACGAAAGUGACCACUACUUAAGAUGACUGUUUAUCCAGCAGCACUAAUCACCAUAGCUCUGCAGAGUUUGCAGUGCAUUUUUUAAGAAAAGCUGAUUUAAAGAUUUAUGAAGCUAUUUGAUCCUAAAACCAAACCUAAAUUUAAGGCCUAGGCCAUCCAACUAGCUCUUUUUGAGCAGAAAUUUCAUUAUUAUGGGCUAUGUAAUGGUGAUCUAAACUAGCAUUAGUUAGAAUUUUAAGAUUCAAGAGCAACCAGAUGAAAUAAGAAAUGUGGCUGGCUCUAAGCUGUUUGCCAUCUUCCAUCUACAAAUGGAGUAACCAGACUUUGAUAUUAAAGGAUCUAGGCAUCUUAUGUCUUCAGAAAAGUGGACUGUGGAAAGUAGCCUCUUGUUGACGUUUUUUUCUUGUAAGAACUGUCUAGUUAUUCUUUCAUUUCUGCCUUCAUGUUAGGUUUUGUGUCUCCUUCCAUUACAUUCGGUAUCUCCUCCCUCCUUCCCUUUCCCUCCUUUCCUUCUGUUGACUAGCUUUUGUGGAAAAUUGUCUUGUUAAUAGGUGUAGAAAUGUAGUGAUCUUUUGUGUAAAAUAAAACUACUUUUUACAGGCCAGAAACAUUUUAUUGUUCUUGGAAUCAUAAUAUUUUUGUGCUUCCAUGAAUACAUACUUCAUUUUUAUUAUUAAUUUGCAUAUUUUUAGCAUUUCAUGGAGGGAAAAUUAAACUAAUGAGUUUUAAUUUUCUUGGUUAGGUUCCACUUUAGUAAUUCAGAAGGCCUAUAAGGUUAAAGAUCACACUCUGUUUUGUAAUUGUGAUAUUCUUGCUGGUAUAUAUUUUGGUCUAAGAUGUCUUAAUGCAAAAGGCUUCUAGGAGGAUUUAAGAGGCAGUUAAAAGUUACUAGACAAGUGACAUCUACUCACGUGACUAGCUCAAACUGUAAUAACAAUCAGGUAAUGAUUUAACUUGUUGACAUUAUGUCAGACUCUGCUGAAAUGGACUGACAGUUGGCAGUGCAGUUAAGUUGUUGGUAGCUCUUGACCUCCUUGCCAAGUAAGUCUGAUACUUUGGCUCCUCCAUUCUCCUUUCUUUAUGCUCCUAGUCAUGGCACCCAAGCAUCCCUCCUUCAGAAGAAGUGAUGACUCCUUCCUUUGAACAUAGCUAACUGAUGAUCAAGAAAGAUUUCUGUAUUUUGAGGUAAUUUGGUCUUUUUUUUUUUCCCCAUGACUACUGUUUUCCCCAUAGUCUUAACUUGGCAAUUUGAAGAGCAUCUAAAUGAGUGCUUGUUAGGAAAUCUGUGAAAUGAAGAGUGUAAGAAGCAUGUGUUUAAGUUACUGAGAACUGAGACUCACUGGUGUGGAAAUUGGAGAGCAGAAAGGGUAAAGCUGUUUGUUUGUGAAUGGGGGUGUGAGAGAGAAAGGAGAGAAUGAUUGGGAGUAAAGUAGGAGGGAUUUUUAUUGGCAGUAGGAAGAAGUACUAAGAUGAACUCUGAAUGAUAGUUGUUGACUAAGAAAAUGAGGUUGAGCUUCACUAAGGAGCUGUCAGUGUGUCCGUUGUCAGCUAAGAGAAAACUGUCCGUCUGUAGCUAGUUGUGAUGAUAGGUUCUACAAAUCUGUUUUGAUGUGUAUGAUGAUGGUUUGAGGGUUUAUAGUAUGUCUGCUUCUCUGAACAAAUUCAAGUAGCACAAUUGUGAAAUGGCAGCUUUUCUGGUCAAGGCAGAUUGGUGUUAGGAACUUACUAUUUUGGGAAAAAAAACAGUUCAACCUUUUUCAUUUGCCAUUUUCAAGUUGUCAGUGACAUUUAUCAUAUACUAUUAUCUUGGACUCGUCACAGUGUAGCUUAUGUUUGCAAUUCAAGAUUAUCCUUCUAGUUCACAAGAUCGACACCCAAAGGUCUUCUUUUACAGACUCUUUAGCCUUUGGUCCACAUACGUUUUUUUGGAAGAUAGUAAAGCAGAUACAAUCACUGAAUUGCUAUUUUAAGUAUCUUUUCUAUUUCCUUUACAUUUGUAGUCCUAUCAACCAUCUAACAUUGUGGCUCUUAAGAAGCCCUUGGUAACAUAUUUCUAGAAUUAGACAGCAUAUCCCCUGAACUCAUGUUUCUGUUUGUUUUCUUACUUUAAAAUUGUAGAAUUCCCUAAAGAUAGUGUAGACGGGUGUUAAUUAUAAGUUAAUAUAUCUCCCAGGUUCUUGUUCUGUGUAACAUGAGUUGACAAUGAUUAGUUAUCUAUUCUGUAAUCCCAGAAGUGUUUUAAAUUAUUUAAGGUAAAUAUUUGUUUUUAAAGUUAAUAGUUCAGAUUCAGAUUGACUGUAAAUUUACUAUGGGUUUAUUCCAGGUAAUUUUGACACAUUACUUUCAAGAUUCAUUUUAAUCAGAUCCCUAUACAUUCCUGCAAUAAUUUGUUUUUAAAAUAGUCACAAGGAAGUUUUGGUUUAUACUUGGUAUUUUUUUUUCUCAAGUGUCAAGUUCAUUAACAGUAGUGGGAUUAUUUUUACAUAGUUUAUUUUGCAGAGUUGGCACUUAGUAUAAUUUUCACAUUUUAUUGUGUGUCAGAUUUUAAAUUAUAGUUAACAUACUAUAGUUUAAGUCUGUGAAGAGCCUUCUUAAAUAGCUCCUCCCUUAGGAAUUGUUUAAAGGAAAUGAAGAACCAGUGCUUUAAAUGACUGAGACAAGUCUGAGAGGUUUCCUUGAGUCUAGGCAAUGGAGAUAAAUGAUAGCCCAUUUCUAUGCUGCAUACAGUUUUUAGGGUUUGAUAAUGAUGUAGAAAAGUGCAAAAGCAGAAAAGACUCUGUAAAGUGGCCUAUAAAUUUAUAGUUUUCAUUAUUGCACUAUUUAUCUUUGCACUUGAUUUUUUUGGAAAUUAAAGACUAGUCACUUUCACUUUUGUUUCUAGUCUUUUCUAAUUUCUUGCAAAAAUUGUUUUCAAUAUCCCACCCAAAGUUAAACUCAUAUGCAAUUACAUAUGCUUUAUAAGGCCAAGAAAAUAUUUGUUAAUGUUAGCUAUGUAACAGUAAAAUUUGUUUUGAUAAAAUUUUUAAUAUAAAUCUUUUAUUUGCCAAUAAAAUUCUUUAUGAAUGUGAGCUUUAUUAAACUGUUUAAGAAAAGUAAAAGCUUAGAAUAGGAAAUAUGUCUAUGUAUAUGAAAUUGUGUCUUUGAGAUCCAACUUCCGAGCCUGGUCUGGCCUGGCUUUGGAGUGUUGGUAUGUUUCAUUUAGCAAAUGAUAUGAGUCUUACUGGGCACAUGCUUAAGAAACUGGAAGUAAAACAGAUGACAGUUCCUUCUUUUGUGUAGCUUUCCAUAAAGGUCAUAUAGUUUCUUCGUGGUUUGUGUCACAUAACUGGUAUUACAUGAAGUGACUCUUCCUUUUGAGAAUUUAAGAUUGACUUACUUUUUGAGAGAUGGGGACAGCAAAGGAUAUAAGACUUUGAUUUAACCAGAGGCAGUCUUAGCUUUCUUGAUGUGCUCUGCACAGAGAACAAAGAGUGUACCUGUGAAAUGUGUGAUGCUGUAUUCAGAACUGCAAAAAAAGAAACAUUGAAUUUUCUCAAUGGAACAGAGAGAUGUAUUUUUGGCUGGAAUUGUUUUUAUAAGUUACUUAGUAAUCUCAUUUUCUAUUUCUUUCCCUGUAGCUUUUUACACACCUCACACUUAAAACCAGCAAGUAAGAGGCCUCUUUUCAGAUCUGGUUAUUCUGAAUGUGUUCUGGAUAGGGAUGUUGAUCGUGACAUGUUCUUCCCAUGUUCUGCUGGUCAUUGUGGUUCAUACUGUUUGCAGAUUCUGUUAAUUCAGUGAUGUAUUUGAAAUGAGAAUGUUGUCUACAUCAUGGUGUGAAUGUAUGUGGCUAGAUUCCAUUGUGGAGCCUGUAGCUUUGUUUUUAAUUUAAGUAGAAAGUUUAACUGUAGUCCAGAUUUUAAGGUUAUGUAUAGGAAUUGUGCCAGGUAGUUGUCUAAAUAUGGACCAAUUUUGGAAAUGAAAGUUAAUGAAUUUGGAUUUGACUCAAGAUAAUUCUGUAUGCAAAACCACAAGUUAAAGGCUCACAUCAUUAGAGUUACCUACAUUUGAUGGCCUUAGCUCUUUAAAUGUGGAUGACAUUCAGCAUUAUAUCUGUGAAUUUCCUUAGGAAAAGAAAAGAUUUAGUUUUUAUACCUUUUCUUGGAGGCUAAAUUGACUGCAUAUGGAAGUGAGAAAAUUGUAGCAAGUGGCUUUUUUUUUUAGUGGAGUUUAACCAGCUUAAUUCCUUUUCCUACUUUGAAGCACUUAUUUCCCAAAUAUGAAUAAAGGGAAAGAUCAGCAACCCCAGGCCAUUUUUGUUGUCUGCCUCCAUUUCUUAAUCCUAUUAUACAAUAAAUUACGGGUAUCCCUCUUAAGUCCCUGUAAUGCUUUUUUUUGGGGGGGGGGUCGCAGAUACCUUUGAAAAAUCUGAUAAAAGUGAUGGACCCUCUCCCCAGGAAAAAAAAAUGCACGUAAUACAGAUAAUUUUGCUACAACCUCAGGGUCAUCACUUAUCUUCUGAAAUCCAAGUUAGGAAUUUUUGCUCUGAGCAAACUAUAUAGAAAAUUGUAAUGCAAAUUAAUUGAUAAAAUUAGGAGCUAUUGGCUUAAAACAUUUCAGAUUGGAUUAUUAUCACAUGGUGGCCCCUACUAGCGAAAUGUGAUAUUGCAACUAGCUUUGUUAGACAUUAUAACAUCCAGACAGAAGGGGAAGAGAAGUUCUGAGAGCUAUUUAUAAGGAGUCAGGUUAUCUCCAGAUAAGGGAGCCAUUCCUGGUUCAAGGUAGGGGUCCAGAUGCCUGACAACUUUUGCAGGGUAGAGUUUGAUAAACCACAACGCUCAGGAUGCCAAGGGGUUAGCCAUUAUCUUAACCCCUUCCUCACCAAAAGAUUUUAGUUUUGUCUGUUGGGAAAAAAAGAUGGCACUAGAGAAAAAUAAGUUGCCUUACAACUUUGCUGGAACACAUCAGUUUGGUGAAGUAUGGGACACUAGUAUUAUUUUUGAGAAGGUGCAUAAAACCAAAGUAAAUUAUUCUCUAUGUAGAACAUUAUUUACUAGUAACAUUUGUUUGGGUGUAUUAGCUUUGACAAUUUUUACCAAUAAAUACUGAGUUUAUUUAAAACUGGGAGUCCAGUUUACAUAUAGGAUAGUUGAUAUAUCCAUCUUUUCCCCAUGUAAAGAAUAGUCUAAAAGAUUUAUGUAUACUUUUUACUUUUCUCUCUUGGUACCAUGGGGUGGGAGUGGGGGAGGACUUUAACUCAACAACUGACAAAUGUCUUCAAAUUCAAAAAUCAAGAAGCAGCACUUUAAGUCUAACUCCACGCCAUUUUAGUGCAUGUAUUAGUUUAAAAAUGAUUUUUGGUGCAUGCCUUUGGGCUUAUUCAAAAGUGUACAAUAGAAAAGUAUAUUUCCUUUCUUAGAAAGGAGAUGUUUUUCUACUUUGCAACAUGUGAUUACAAAAAUCUUCCUCUGUGGAAAGAUUAACCAUGUAUUGAACUACUGAAAAGUAUAUAUUUUUAGAUAUACAGAAGGAAUCUACACGGGGCAGCGUUCAGACCUAUAUAGAAGUCAUAGCAUUCUGUAUAGGACCAAAAGGAAGUAACAUUCAACACUUAAACAGACUUUGUUGGGUAGAAAUACCUUUCGAUCUUGCAUUGACUUCCAAAAAGAAAAUGCCGCAGAAGUUUGCUGAAACUUUUGUUUGAAUUUUCUCUGUCAGUGUAUUUAGCCCAAAUGCAACAGCUUUGGGUUAGCACAAUGUAAGAAUCAAAACACAAAACUAAAUAGUUCAGUCUAGUUUGCCAAUCCAGCUUGACUGAAAUAAGUAACCAAUCACUUGCAAACUGAAAAACUGUCCAACUCCUCUAAGGUUUUGACAAAAUAACCUUGGCUGACGUGGGAACACUCCUACUUUGAAUUCUGACCUGACAGUGAAGAUUCAUGCUUGACAUGAGUUCAAACCUGACAGUGUCUGUUUAAGGAGUCAUGGUACAGUUUGCUAAUUCAAUCCCAGAUACCUGUUGAUUACCUGUAAGAUCUAGAGUCCAAAGUAGCCAGCAGCCGUAUCCCUGAGUGCUCUGUGCCCAUCAGAUAUUGUGAAGUAAGCAGAAUUGGGACGGGUCACAGCUCUGAGGAUUGACCUCAGGUGCUGUAGACAGCUCCAGAUUCAAGAAUUAUAUCUGCUUCCUUGGGAGUCAUCACUGAACUAAUGUCCCACACUGCAUUACUUACUGUAGAUGCUCUCCAAGAGGAGGCCCAGAGCACACAUCCUAGUUGUUUGUGGUACUCAGAGAGGGGGUGCUAACUCUGAUGCCCUGGCCAAAUUCCAGUUUAGGGAUGUGGGUCUUCUUGUCAUUCUAAUUGGAAAUGUGCAUCACUUCCCAUUUUUCCUGUUGCUCUCAGUACAAACUACACAAGUCUGUUCCUUUGCCCCAAUCCCAAGUCUCCAAGAUACUGGUAUUAUAUGGGCCAAGUUCAUGCCUUAUCUUAAUGCACAAGAGUUGAAGAGUGAGUGAGCUUGAUAUCAUCAGGAUGCCCUGUACUUGGAGGGUGGACUCUUGUGAUGCUUGGGAAUGAAACCAGCCCUCUUUCAGCGUAUGUUAGGAAAUAUGCACUGGUUGGAAGCUUCCAGCUGUAAGGAAUGAGCUGAAACCAGUUUCCCCUCUUCUUAUAGCAUGAUAAGAAAGUCUGUUGGGUUUUCAGCAGUUGGGGAAGGCCGGAGUUCUGCAGCUUUAAUCUGGGUAACUAAGGUUGUUUUAAUCUGGGUAACUAGCUGGUUUAAUAUGGAUAACUAAGGCUGGUUUGAGCAAGACUUUGGUAAAUUAACUGGGUUCUCAGAUGCCACAGACUCCGUGAUAAGUCACCAUUAUUUUCAAUGGCCGUGAUAGAGUCCCCCUGUAGCCGUUACUUUAAGAUUACAUGCAGAGUUGCUUUAUUUUGAGCUUUUUGUGUACACACAAUCCCAAACUGGAAAAACUUAAAAAGGAAUCCUGCUGUGAAAGGUAUAUAUUACUCUAGAUUUUUCUUACUGUAAAUAUUGUAAGAUUGUAAUACUGUCAAUAUUUUAUUAACCAACAAAUGUUAAUCUAUGUGAAAUCAGACUUAUUUUAAAUGUGCUUCUUAUUUACUGUGUGUGGUCCCUGUUGCUGACAGUAUUAAGUUAUAUUCUGAUGUAAGAUUAACUUUAUUAAAGAAUGUAAACAUUAAUGUUUCCUUAUGGGAAAACAAAUAAAGUAUAAAGAAGACAAUUCUUUUCAUUGAAAUAUACUGUGUAUUUACACUUGCUAGACCCAGCACCACUUAUAAACUUAGUCACUGUCCAGUUUCAGUUAACACAGCUGACACGAUUGUGCUCCACUUGAAAGUCUAAGCCUUGGUGUUGUUGGAAUAGAAAGUUUGUAUUUGUCUGCUGUGAAUCAUCUUGAAAUUUCUAAUCAAGUUUGUAAAAUUUUUAUAGUAAAAGUUUUAAUGACAAUUUAAAAAAUUACCUUCUCUAAAGAAUGGUCAAAACAAUAUCCUUUCAGAAAUAGAGUUGCUCUUUACUAUCUUUCCAAAAUGACUUUGGUUAAAUGGACCAGGUGUAUAUUAGUUAAAAUCUAGGGCUAAGUUCUUGAUAUUCUUUGAGUUUACAAGUUAAUCCUUAUUGGAGUUGUGCCAAUAUACAAUAGAAUAUCAUUAAUUUGCACUGUUUGGGGACCCCAUUUAAAAAUGCUGAAUUUUGCCAACUAAAAAUAAGCAAAUGCAAUUUUAAAAGUAAAUUUGAGCAUUCUGUGUUAAAUAUGUGCAGUUAUUAUCAUAUGAAGAAGCGCAGUGUGUUGGGCUGUAAUAUAACCAUAUUUGCUGUCAUGUUCUCCCAUCUCAGUGCUGGGAACUCACCAUGUGGAAACCAAGCAACCGUGUUGUGCAUCAGCCGGCUUGAGUUUGUUCAAUAUCAAAGCUGAAGCUAGCGAGGUCUGCUGUACUGCUUAUUGAAGUAUUGUGAUUCUUUUAGGCAUUGAUUCUUACAAAAUAUAUACUGUAACAGUAUACUUUGUACAGAUUUAAAUUUUAUUUGAAAAAUGAAAUAAAGUAGGCAAAAAAUAAAGAUGUUUAUUUUUCAUGUGA